AUGGACACGGAACCAAAGUCUGGAGCCAAACGACCAACCCUUGGCCGACGGACGCGGCUGAGAUUUUUCAAGUUCACCAUGUCUUUUCUCGAUCGCCCCGCUGCGCCUCCCACCAAACUUGGUGUCUACCGAAUUUUAUCGCCAAACGCGGGAGUCCGUGUUUCUCCUCUGCAGCUGGGGGCAGGAAGCAUCGGUGACCAGUGUCACAAGUAUGGAGGCCUGGAAGGCCCUGCUCACAACCGAGACAUUUGA
This is a messenger RNA of Mycena citricolor, 252 nucleotides long. The record is from the annotation of a GenBank genome assembly. NCBI's taxonomy places the organism in Eukaryota, Fungi, Basidiomycota, Agaricomycetes, Agaricales, Mycenaceae.